GUCAUGGCGACAACUGGUUCCUGUCACCACCACUGUAAAUAAAUCGGAACCAUUUCACACCAAACCUCACUGAAAUUUCGGUGGAGUUCCCCUUUAAACAGUGCAUAACAGCGCCCCAAGAGGCUGCCCUUCACACAGGCGCGACCGUUGUUGCGCAUGCGCACGACGCCAUUUCGUGUACUCGCCUGUAGAAAGCCUUCCGAGUGAGCCGAGCCGGAGUUCAGCACCAAACACAGCACAGCGCCGGUUUUAGUCAUUUUUAGUCUUAAGCUCCUGAAUCAGGCAGACAGACGACUCGACCCUGAAUUACAGACAGAAUGGAUUGCUCGCCCACCACCUGCAGCCUAAUGGCGAGUAACGUGACCAACAAGACGGACCCGCACUCCCUCAACUCGCGCGUGUUCAUCGGCAACCUGAACACCCUGCUGGUGACCAAGGCCGACGUGGAGGCCAUCUUCAGCAAGUACGGCAAGAUUGUGGGCUGCUCUGUGCACAAGGGCUACGCCUUCGUCCAGUACUCCAAUGAGAGGAAUGCGCGAGCCGCUGUGGUGGGGGAGGAUGGAAGGAUGAUCGUUGGGCAGGUGCUGGACAUUAACCUGGCAGGAGAACCUAAACCUCACAGAUCGAAAACCAUCAAGCGUUCAGCAGGAGAUAUGUACAGUUCUUCAUUUGAUCUGGACUACGACUUUCAUAGAGAUUAUUAUGACCGGGUGUACUCGUACCCGUCACGGGUGCCCCCUCCCCCUCCCCCCCUGUCCCGGGCAGUAAUCCCCUCGAAGCGGCCGCGGGUCAGCGUGAGCGGAGGCAGUCGUCGGACCAAGAGCAGCUUCUCCACAAAGAGCAGUCAGCGCACCUCCCGCACCAUGAGAGCCGAUGACCUGCAGACCAUUAAGAAGGAGCUGACCCAAAUCAAACACAAAGUGGACUACCUGCUGGAGAGCCUGGAGCGGAUGGAAAGGGAACACAGCAAGAAAUCAGACAUGAAGAGCAUUAAAGCAGAAGAGACGUCCCCUCAGCACCCCAGCGCGAAGAAGGAGCGAGAGAAAGUGGAAAUGAACGACUACGAGGAAGAGGGUGAUCUGGAGGAAGAGGAGAUCAAUAGUCGGGGUCGGGAGGAAGACGAGGAGGAAGACGAAGGGGAGCAGGAGGAGGGCGAGGAUGACGGCGACAGCGCUAACGGAGAUCACUCUUAAACAAGUUCCCUCACUCUCACACACACAGACUUCACACUGAACGCUGCAUGAAUACAGUCAAACCCAGAUUCCUCUGUUUAAUCACACGAGCAGGUGUUAAACAAGGACGCGUCAUUUCUUUUUCUACCACUUUCCUGCUCUUUCUUCCUCCACUUCCACUUUUGUGAGCGCACAAAUUCAUGAUUCCAUUUUCUCCACUCGUCUGUUGUUCAUUUUCUGUUUUUCCAUCAUUAAAGAUGCUCUUGCGGUUAUUUACUGCUGCACUACCAGUAGGUGUCACUGUAACUCACUGUUUCAGUCAGAAAGAUCAACGGGAUUUGAUUCUGAGCUGGUAUUACAGUAAGAUUGAUUGGCACAUCAGCCAUCAAAAGGAAACACAUAAAGGAGUUUAGCUUGUACAGAAUAUACUUUUAAUUUUGGUUUAUAGUUGUGAAUAUAGUGACUUUAAAGUGGAGCUCAAGUGUCCGAGCAGCGUAAUUCAUAUAUGUUGCUGUUUGUUUCUUUGUUUCUGUUUCCGUUUCUGGUCCGUGUAAUAAAUUUCAAUAAAACUCUAGAUGUUUUGGAGCGUU
Molecule: messenger RNA, 1762 nt
Organism: Colossoma macropomum (tambaqui)
Lineage: Eukaryota; Metazoa; Chordata; Actinopteri; Characiformes; Serrasalmidae
Gene: hnrnpcb
Product: heterogeneous nuclear ribonucleoprotein C
Exons: 9
Coding region: 318-1193 (291 amino acids)
Cellular component (GO): nucleus
Molecular function (GO): RNA binding
Source: RefSeq, a predicted model, not a curated record